AAAUCAUAUGUCGCUGUCAAAGCUGACGGUCAAGAGACGCCAUGCCUUAUUCAUGUUUACAAAAGUGAAAAUGAAGAGAUUUGGAGAAAUACGACAACUGUUCUUUCAUUCCUCUCUUCAAAUGGUGGACAUGAUAACAUCUUGCCCUUUUUAUGGAGUGCUAAAGGUAAAGAUGUUAUUUCGUUUAGAGAAAAACGAAGCAGAUAAUAUGCAUCAAUAAACACUGGUUUUCAACAACAAAAAUACAUCACUGCCAAAAGUAAAAUGGUUUUGGUGCACAUUUGGGGGAGUAGGUUUUGCUUCCGAAAUUGUUAAUUCGAUGUGAAAAGGGCCAGUCUUUACUGAACGUUGUUGUAACCUGAUUCGUCCGAUAGGGAAUGUUGACAGAAUUGGUUAGGAUAAUCCUUUCUGAUGCAGUAGCGGUGUCUCGUUAUCCGACGUUUAUUUUAAUACCGGAGCCCCCGUAGAAAGCAUGCAAAUCAACCAGAUUGAGCUACGUCCUUCGCAAUUCCGGAUACUUUCAGAUGCAAAUAAGAUUUAUUAACACAGUGACCCACUUUCGUAUUUAGAUACAUUACUAAUCGUUAAUUUGGGGCCGGCAAAAGCUAGGGUGCCUAUGUAUCCAAAUAAAGACCAGUUUCUUGCUUGCUGAUCUCCAACAAAAGUUGAGGAUAUCAAUCUGCCAGAUAGACAUACAUGUACAAUGCAAGUUUUUUCCAUGUUUGUAUAUAUCGAACAAUCAUCUUAUUUACUUGAACAGUUGUUCUGCCUCGCAUAGAAAUCAGCGACUAAUGACUUAAUUUGAAUUAUUAAAAUCCUUGUCACAUCUUGUCAGUUUUAUCUGGAUGUUGCAACACAUAAUGUACACAUAGUAAACUGUGGGCCAUGCUCACAAUUAAUUUCCUUGCAACUUUGUAUAACGUGCCUUUGUCUCGAUUGUUCUUAUUAGGGGACAAAGUGAGGGUCGAGAACAUAGAGUCCUUGAAAACGAUCAAGUUGGAAGUGGAAAACGAUGAUUGGUAUGGACGUAUUGAUAUAUUACAAGGCUAUAGUAUAAUUUCAUUUUUGCAGCUAUUGUUACAAAUUGACUUUGUUGCCACAUUGGUUUCCAUUUUUAUUCUUAGUUUGAUCUGUUAUGAGCUGCCUUCAAAACAAACAUUGGAUGUAUUCCUUAAGUUGAAUAACCAGGAAAUUGCUGAAGAGAAAGUCUACUAUAUUUUGAACGGUCUUAUUCGAGCAAUUCAUUAUCUUUCUUCAAAAAAAGUUGUUCUCCGCUCCGUUCUUCCAGAGAAUAUCAUUCUUGUUGAAUCCCCUCAGGUAAGGGCAUUCAUAUAUUUUAUCCGUAUACACUGUAAUCUGGGGGGGGGGAGCCAUUUUGACCUGGGUUUUCCUCUGGAGAAACCCCAAAAUAGAAUAAUACACAAUGUGCACAGUUAUUCAGUCAAAUAAUUUUCAGAUUGGAUGGAAGCCUAGCUAGAUUUCAAAGUUUUCGUUCCAAAUACCCAGUUACUGCCCUUAAUAACGAAUUUAAGCAAAAAUUAAUCUAGUAUGGUGACGUGACAAGAAACAGCCUCAAAUUUUAUACUUCAAAAAUUCGGUAGCGAUAUUGUAGGAACCAUAAGCAAGAAGGACGCAAAUGCAACGACGACGACCAUUAAUUUAAUGACAAUUAUAAUUAUUGUGCAAAGAAAUUAUUAACUAAAUUGUCAUAAAAGUAUUAGAUGUCGUUCUUUUCUGUUUACAACAGCAAAUUAAAGGACUAUGAAGUCCUGUAUACAACGGCUACAUUUCAAGCUGUGACAACGGCUAUUUCAGAUUUCAUCAUGGAACUCUUCUCGACAUAAAUUAUUGUCUUAACCACCAUCCUCAAAAUGUAUAAAUUUCAUACGAUGCUAAAAUUGACGACAUAUUUUCCUUACAGUAACCCAGUUUAAUGUGUUUAUUUACUGUCGUGGUACCUUUACCGUCCCCUGAUCAGGCGGAAUUUUGCGCGGUGCGGUUUUUUCUUUUCCUUGUGAAUUCUUGGAUGAAUUUAUCAGAAAAAACGCCUAGCAGAAAACCGGUUUAGUUCGCUAAUUUCUAUAAUUGAAACACCACAGGGACCGAAAGUUAUGAUUUGUUCUAGUUUUAUGAUUUGUUUCUAAAUCGCUCUAGCUGUCAUUGUGAAAAUUCAUUUUUAAAACUUUAUGCAUUAUUCUACUUUUUGAUUUGGAAUGAUCAGUUUCGCCAGUUGCCCACAUAAUCGCGUUGUUCAUGUAUUAAUUAUUAUGUGAAAUACUUUUGUCAGUGAUAGCUGGCUCAUUAAAAUUAUGAAGUUUUAUGCAGGAAAUAAAUGAAAAUUGUCGUAUAAAAACUUCCCAAUUGUUCGAUUUUACCUAGGAUUAUUUAUAAUUCUUAAAAUUCAGUAAUUUCCAGGUUUUCUUGUCGGGGAUUUGCUACCUUCCUAAAUCAACUUGUGUAAAGAACUAAUUAAGAUAGACAAUUUGAGAUGCAACAGAAGAGCAGAACCACACUGUAAAUUUCAAAGAGUUGAAUCAACUCCGAAAGUGUCAUUCUUUCACCGUCUUUGGUGACAGAAUAGCAUUUUUGGACUUGAUUUAACUCCUUUAAAUUUACAGUGCACUAAGAUGUGUUUGCCCAUGAAUUGGCUCAGCCCCGCAUGAGUAUUUAAGUGACCAAAUCGUGACAAUUUGAUUAGGUGAAAAGUUCAAUAAUUGUUCACGAAUUCGCAAUGAUAUAUUCAAAAAGGAUAUUUUCAAGCAAAUGCCUCAUCCUCUUAUACCUUUAGCUUGGAGUAGUAACCACUGUACUUGGAGGGCUGCAUAAAGCCAAAUUUGUAUCCUCCUCAUCAGAGGAGGGUAAUGAACUCAGCGAAGAAAACCUAAAAGAGCUAGAAGUGAAUGUGAUGACAUUUGGAAAUAUGACAAAAAUGUUACUUGCAGUUUGCCCAGCACUGGAUAAAUACCAGGAGGUAAGUUGCCAAAUACCAGAAUAUAAUCCUCAUACCUUUUAACUGAGUAGGAAUGCAGACAUUCAGUAGAAAUGUCUGGAAUUGUUACAUACAACUUUUAGUCAGUGACAGACGAGCUUCUUGAGUGGAAUUUUCACACCAUAGGUGUUCGUUAACACGAAAGUUUAACGAUAAAAUAAAAAAUAAAAUGUAAAGAUGGCAUUAAAAUUCAGUUUUUCGUGUAACAUUCAUAUUGUUGAAACGUCUACAAGCCACCUCUAUCCUAGUUUGGACACGUGUUAAAGUUCCUCCAUUUUUAUACUAGCUUGUUGAUAUUAUGGUGUCUUGCUUGAGUGAUUGCAAACCAACCGCGUCAGAUUUGGUGGAACAAUUGGCUCUAAUGGACCGAUGAACUACUUUAUUUGAUACUGUAUAUCUAAGUUUUAAAUUAUUUGUAAGAAUAGUUGAUAUAGAACAAUAGGAGUUUAAGUUCAGCAUACUGUAACUGCACGGUUUAAUUAGGCAUAUUCAUAUUUAAAAACUAGGUUAAAUAUGUUUCCAUUUUUUAGGCAUUCAUUUUGGUUUGCUCAUUAAAUUUAACUUAAUAAAAUAG
Messenger RNA from Paramuricea clavata, 3563 nucleotides. The record is from the annotation of a GenBank genome assembly. NCBI's taxonomy places the organism in Eukaryota, Metazoa, Cnidaria, Anthozoa, Malacalcyonacea, Plexauridae.